This is a messenger RNA of Contarinia nasturtii (swede midge), 964 nucleotides long. RefSeq names its product proteasome subunit alpha type-5 (gene Prosalpha5). Lineage: Eukaryota; Metazoa; Arthropoda; Insecta; Diptera; Cecidomyiidae. Gene Ontology annotation, cellular component: proteasome core complex, alpha-subunit complex; proteasome core complex; nucleus. Gene Ontology annotation, biological process: proteasome-mediated ubiquitin-dependent protein catabolic process. The transcript has 4 exons. The coding region runs from base 186 to 914 and encodes 242 amino acids. The record is from RefSeq and is a predicted model, not a curated record.
ACAAUUCAAUAAUACAAUUUUACGCGUUCGCCAAGCUAAACCAUCUACAUACAUUGUUUGUUUGUCGGCAAAUAAAUUGAACUGUUUCAUUGCCAAUUAUUCGAUUAAUUUGAAUAGAUCGUUUGUUUGAGUUAAUUUCAUACAAAAACUAGUUAACAAUUUAACAAAAUAAUCACGAAUACAAGAUGUUUCUUACACGAUCUGAAUACGACCGAGGUGUGAAUACAUUUUCACCGGAAGGACGUUUAUUCCAAGUGGAAUAUGCAAUCGAAGCAAUCAAAUUGGGUUCGACAGCAAUUGGUAUUCGUACACCCGAAGGUGUUGUUAUGGCUGUGGAAAAACGAAUCACAUCUCCAUUGAUGGAACCAUCAACUGUGGAAAAAAUCGUCGAAGUCGAUCGACAUAUUGGAUGUGCUACAUCUGGAUUGAUGGCCGAUGCCAGAACAUUGAUUGAUCGUGCUCGUGUUGAAUGCCAAAAUCAUUGGUUCAUUUACAAUGAACGUAUGUCGGUUGAGUCUUGUGCCCAGGCUGUAUCAACAUUAGCUAUUCAAUUUGGUGACAGUGCUGAUGGCGGUUCGGCCAUGAGUCGACCAUUUGGUGUGGCAAUUUUGUUCGCUGGUGUUGAGAACAAUGACCCACAACUAUGGCAUAUGGAUCCAUCGGGCACUUAUAUUCGCUACGAUGCAAAGGCAAUCGGAUCAGGCAGUGAAGGUGCACAACAAAAUUUACAGGACAACUACACUGAAAAAAUGACAAUAAAGGAAGCAGUCAAUUUGGCAUUGCGCACGCUAAAACAAGUUAUGGAAGAAAAAUUGAGCUCAACCAAUGUUGAAGUAAUGAUUAUGAAACCAGAAAGUUUGUUCCAAAUGUAUACUAAAACUGAAGUUGAGAAAAUUAUCGAAACUCUUCAAUAAAUUGAAUGUUUUUUUUUCAUCUUUUUUUUCGCUCAAUGCGAUCACAUUAA